AUGAGAUUAAGAUUCUCUUUCUUCACUUCCACCUUGGAUCGAUUCAUUGACCAGAGGCCGAUUCUCACCUACGCCGCCAUCUGGACUUCAAUCCUUAUAGCUACGGUUUCCGCCGCCUCAUUCGCGCCUGAAAUGGCUUUCCUAUGGGCGAUCAAUCCGAAUUCCUCCUUCUCAACUCUCUGUGGAUCUGGAUUCGGACCGUCCGGUUCAGUACGUGUUCCAAUCGACCUUCCUGGCGAAAUCCUAUGCAUUCCGCCUCACAUGUUGCAGCGCACGAAAGUAGACGUGGUUGUUCCGCCGAUAUUCGCCGCAACAAUGGUUGCCGCCUCCGCUUUUGCAGUCCGAGCGCUUGGAUUGUGGGAAGUAGCCGAUGAAUUUCAUUGA
Messenger RNA from Impatiens glandulifera, 384 nucleotides. RefSeq lists its product as uncharacterized. The coding region runs from base 1 to 384 and encodes 127 amino acids. Lineage: Eukaryota; Viridiplantae; Streptophyta; Magnoliopsida; Ericales; Balsaminaceae. The record is from RefSeq and is a predicted model, not a curated record. The transcript has a single exon.